This is a messenger RNA of Corvus hawaiiensis (hawaiian crow), 5662 nucleotides long. It is a transcript of the gene TMEM40, whose product is annotated as transmembrane protein 40. The record is from RefSeq and is a predicted model, not a curated record. NCBI's taxonomy places the organism in Eukaryota, Metazoa, Chordata, Aves, Passeriformes, Corvidae. The coding region runs from base 4501 to 5370 and encodes 289 amino acids. The transcript has 15 exons.
UGUCCUCACAGCAUGCUGUCCUCGUCUCCUGAGAGGGCUGGGUGCUCUCCUUAUGGUCAGCAGAGACCUGUUGGUGGUCUGAGACCUUUUCCCAGAGCCUGAACUGCAGAGAAGCUGGUUUGAAGCCUCUUACGAAGGUGCCAGAAUUGACCUAGAGAGGCUGAGCCUCGCUUGAGAAAGGUUUGCACUCUCAGAUGACAGACAGUGGGAUUGUAUUGCUGACUGGCUGCUGGACAGGCAGAGAGGCCUCAUGGAGUGAUUGGAGCAGUCCAGCAGUCCUCAUUAGAGGCUCCAAGGUUUGGGAAUGAGCAGUAGUGUUUUGAUCCUGGGUGGGGGACAAGGUGUGUUGGCAUCACGCUUUGUGUGGUGUCAGCAGAAGAGGGAUCUAGAGCUUGAUUCCAGCUUUGCGUAGCCCAAAAAGGUUGUAGUCUCUGAUCCAGAGCUCAUCUUUUAAGAUGAAUGGAUUGGACCAGACUUCUCAAAUAGUUCUAGCUUUUAGUAAAUACCCUUUGGGCUCUCUCAGUGCCUACUGCGAGCAGAGCCUUGAUUUUAGGAAACAGUUUUAAAGUCAAAUGUACUUUCAUCCCCUUUAUGUUGCAGGUGAUUGAACCUGGUGAUUCAGUGAGCUGAGGGGAUCUUGAGAGUGGAAUGUUUUAGGACACAGCCAAGUUGUUGAGGGAGAGCUGCACUUUGAUCCUAAGAGCUUUGCUGAAUUUUAAAGAUCCCAGAAGAUGGUGUGUGCUUGCAUCCUGGUGCCAAGGCACCGACAGCAGUGGAUGUCACUGGAGUAGUUGUUUUACCAAGAGGAGAUUGGCCCUGCCCGCCUGGGAUUGCUGCUGCUCCCCAGGUCAGUGAGAUGGCAAGGUCACAGGAGUAUGGGAGGUCUUCAUAUUCCCUGAGAUUUAGUGUCCAAUAUCCAAAAGCUGCCAGCACUACUGCUCUGAGCUCUGCCGGUCCUGGGACCUGGGACUUGGCCUUGGAGUACAUAAAAGCUUUAGGGGGGCUGUACCAUGAGCUCACCUUUCCACUCACCUUCCCCAUCCCUCUCUCCCUGUGCAGUCUGACACAGCCUGUGUGUUUUCAUAUCACAGAAGUGUGAAGCCAGAACUCUCUUUUUGGGGAGGAGGAGAUUAUUGUUGGGUAUCAAGUAUGAGAAUAAUACCCUAUAGAAACAAUGGAUAGAUAAACUCUUGAGUCCUGCUGACUUCAGAGUCAGGCCUGUGGGAGGUCUGAUUUUCACCUUGGCUGGGGGAUGCCUCAGCCAGUUUGGUCAGUGCUGCACAGCGCUGCUGGCCCAACCCCAGCCCUGCUCUGUGAGUCUGCCUGUGUUGCCCCUGUGCCAACAGGUAACCCCACCAGGUAACCAACGUGUGCUGCUGUACCUUCGUAGACUUUUCUGCUUCCUGGCCUUGCCAUCUCCUGGCAGGCACAUUGCUGACAAAGCUGUGAGGGCAGGUCUCAGCCUGCCUUGCUGACAGGGUUGCAAAAUGGAUUCCAGGACCAAACCCAUUCCGCAAAACAUCAGGAUUAAAUACCAAAAUCCUUGGCAUUGCCUGUGUGCUUAAAAGUGCUGAGGAAAGGAGCUUUAUCAAGAGGGACGGUCAGCUGAAGCUGGGAAUUAUCCCUCAGGCUCCUUUCACUUCCCAGGGAGCACGUGUACUCCUGUGCCUGUGGCUCUGCUUCCAUGAGGUACUUCCAGCCCUGUUGCUAGACCAGAAGACUGGGGAUAGGAAGGGAGCCCAGGGAACUGGGAGGACAAGGAAGAGGAGAGAAGCAGUUAUUGAGCAGGGUUUUUUGCAUUUCCAUCAUUACCUGUAGCCAUUAAGGGGAGGAUCUUGUGCUUGUCUCAGUACUGGAAUCACUCACUCUUCUGCCUCAUGAGCUGUUGAUAACAGCACAUGAGGAGGUCAGUAAUCCUCCAGGAAGUGAGUGAUACAUCCUGGCCUUUGAUUUAGCCUGCUCAAACAGGCCUAGUUCUUAAACUUAGUGGGCUUUAGCAAAGAUUUUACUGUGUUAAUUUGAAAUACUAAUACAAUGAAUUAUUUAUUAUGGCAAGUAAUUCCACAGAAAAGUACAGAAUGAGAAAAAUUUUCCAAAAGAUCUCAGAUACAACAUGAUCUACUCUCAUAUGAUUCCACAAAAGCUUUCAUGGCUAAACCUCAGGCUUAGUUCCAGCCAAAAGCAAACAUUUUUCACAUGAUUUCAGCAUACCAGGGUGUUAAUGGUUCAGUGAUGGUCUGGAAGGUUAGGGAGUGGGUUGUUCUCACUGCUUGUUGCUUUUUUCUUCUCUCUUAAAAGUCUCAUAGUUUAAAACCAGAAAGGUAGCUGUAAACUACCUGUAGCCUGCAAAGUGCAGCUGACAAGUGAGGCAUAAUCCCCCUGCAGUUACCUGAGCUUCACAGGCUUACAACAAUUGUUGAAGCAGACUUUAAAGGAAAAUAAGCAGCAACUGAGUAAAUGCAAGGAGGGAGUAAUUUAACCAACCCAUUGGAUGAAAGGGUAGGGCAAGAGGAGUCAUGGGAAUGUUUUAAUCUGUCAGAAAUGUGAUGACUCAAUGAGCAAUUACUACUCUAUGUACCAUCACUGGGCCCCUCCUACACUCACUUAAGAGUAUUUCUGCACUUCUCAUGCAACCUGCUUGUGUGACAAAUCCACACAGACACUGCACCCAAUUAGUGUCAGGCAUAAGAGCUGCUCUGCCUGUGUCUCACCUCUUUAAACCCCUCCUGGAAGCAAUUUUCCCAGCAUACAAAGAAUAAAUCACUGUUCUCUUAAAUCUCUCAGAGGACAGUUCCCAAAUGAGGGCCAAGUAAACACAUGUAAUACAUGAUAAAGCAUUCUAAUUCGUUAGAUAAUAUUCUUCCCAACAGUAGAUGCAGUGUAUUAGCUGCUUUAAGUGUUCAAUGUUACAUGUAAUUAAAAAUGUCAGGGUAGGUGAGACAAGGCACUUGAAUAGGCACUUGUAGAAAAAUAGUGGAACACCUUGCUUAAAAAAACCCAAACCCCAAUCCUUUUCCCCCUCUAAAAAAAUACCAAAACCCACAGCAAACAGCUGAACAAACUGGAAAAGAAAAAUAAAUGCACACCUACUUACAGGAAGUAUAACUUACUUUACCUUGUGUCCCAGUCUUUCCAGGAGCAGCAGGAGAUGAGGAGGCUAGGAGAGCAGAGGGAGGGAAUACAAUCCUUCCUGGGGCACUGCCUGCACCAGGGUGUAACCGUUAGCUGAGUUUGACAAGUGACUUACAUGACCACACCUUGUGUAAUCAAUAGCCAGUGUGCUACCAGAGUGUCCCAAGGAGUCUCCUUUGACACUGGCUGUCACCCUUCACACACAUUUUCAGGUGACCAAACAUCUGCUGCUUUAUUCUGCUCUGGUGCACCAGAGGGAUCUGCCCCCUCCUUUCCUACUCUCAUGUGAUAUAGGCUGUCUGGGUCAGAAGCCAUCACCUGCCAGUGGAGGAGCAGCUAUCCUGAGCAGCCUGGGGUGGCUCCAGAUAAUUGUUGUGCUGAAGAGAUGUGUGUCAGAGGUGGCUGAGAAGGGCUGGAGGGGAGCACCAAUGACCUUACAGUGGGUAUAGGAUGAACAGAGCCAGAGGCUUUGUGUUGUCAGCACCCUCUGUGGCUGCUGGGGACAGGUGGGGUGGAGGGCACAUUUCCCUUUCCUGUCAUCAACGCAGCUACACAGGCAUUCCCCCUGUGCCUCGCUGGGAUGCCCUGAGUAGGAGGGCAGCGUGCCUGGGCUUCCAAACCCCUAUCAUGGUGUCCCUGCUUAGCUUUACGAGAGCCCAGGGCCUCUCCAGCAGAGUGGGUUCUAUGUCACCGGUGCCCCCCUGAUGCCCCAGGGAGGCCAAACGAGUGGUCCUGGGUCUCCAGCCUGAGCAGGGGCUGUGCCGAAGCAGCCACGGGCAGGAGUGAGGGGUCUUGGCUGCUCCAGGUUAUUGAGGGUCAUCAGUGCCUGAGACAGGCUGGGAGCUGCCCAGCUCCUCUCCAUACCAGCGGGCUCGGCCCUUGGCCGCCUUCUCCAUAGCUCAGGGACAUGGGGACACACGCCUGGAGUGUGACCUCCGUAGCCAGAGGACGCCGCGGAGCCGCUGGUGCUCACCCUGUGAGUCAGGGGAGGCCACGUGAGGCCCCAGCCCCGGUGCCUUCCCGCCCACCACCAGCACAAGCCAGGGCUGGCACUGGGAUCCCUGACCCAGCAUCCUGAACUGCCGCACAGCCUUGAAGAGCUUUGCAACGACCACAGAGAGGCACAUGGUGUGAAAGGAGAAACACAAGCCAGCUAUAUUUGACAACAGGAAGGCAAGCAGAAGGGUAGCAGAAUUAUUACCACAGCCUGAGGAGACUGGAGCAGGAGCAGUUUCAACCUGAGCUAGUGUGGAUCAGUUUUUGUUGUCUCACUGGAAGAAACCCAGCUUUCACCACAGCCACGGCCCUCCAGGACGUCUUCCCGUGGAACCAACUGCUAGGACCAGCCUAAGACUUGCAGGCACAGCAAUGGAGAACUUGGAUGUCCCGAUCCCAGAUCUCAGUGAAGAACAGCAAGACAUUUUCCAGAGGGUUUUUGCUGCUGAUGCCAAGUACUUGGAGAGCCAUGAGAAAACGAACCAGUCCUUCUGGGAAUCACUUAUAAAAUGCUUGGCCACCACUGACCCACCUAUCCUGAAUACUGAAGAGAAGAACAAUCUCCUCAACAGCUGUGAUGUUCUCCCUGGAGGCUGUGCUGCCUGCCUGAAAGCCAUAGAGGAGAAAGGAGUCAGUGCAAUGGCUCUUCUUUACCUUUUGCUGAAGACUUCCAACCCAUCUGGGUACAGGCAGCUGCCCAGCUCCAAGGGAAAAGAUGAAAAAUUGAAACUCCUGAAGAGAUUGGAAAGGAAUUUUAUAUAUUCAGAAGAGGAAAAAAAGUCUGAAAACUCAUCUCAUGAGUCCAUGGAUGAAGAUACACAAGACAGUGAUGAGGAAGAUUUAGGAAGACAGAAGACUGAAGGCCAGUUACUUGGAGGAAUACCAGCAGAGGUGGUUCCCUACAGAGAUUCAGAGAUUGCCAGAAGAGAAGAUUCAGAUGCAGAUGCAUAUGAGAAGGAGAGCACUCGCCCCCCUCAGUGGACAGUACGGUGGAUGGGCAUACGGAAGGAUGAUGAAUUCUUUCAUUUUGUCAUUCUUUGCUUUGCAAUUGGAGCUUUACUAGUUUGCUACUACUACCACAAAGACUGGACUAUUUCUCUUGGGAUUGGUUUAAUCACCUUUGCUUCCCUGGAAACCACUGGGAUAUACUUUGGUCUCGUGUACCGAAUUCGGAGUGUCCUUGACAGCUUUGUUCCUCUGAUUGACAGAUUCAGGCCAAGAGGUAUGAGGAAAGCUGCCUAGGAGGAGUAUUUCAGGAGGGUUCCCCAAACCUGACUGUCCAAAUUUCCAGUGCUAAAGGAGCUGCUGUAUGAGGUGAACCUAACAAACCAAUGGCCAAUGUGAAAUACUGAAAUGUGAAACCUCUGAAAAACAUCACUCCUUUCCCUCAAAAAUAAACCUGAAACGGGGAUACAGGGCCCCACUCUGGAUUCCAAAACCGUUUGUGGCUCAGCAGAGCUUGGAAGACAAUUGAGCUGUAGCUUUGUGUUUAAUUCCAUUUAAAUAUAAACACAUUCACCUUCCCUCCUCUAGG